Messenger RNA from Leishmania braziliensis MHOM/BR/75/M2904, 1950 nucleotides. RefSeq lists its product as hypothetical. The transcript has a single exon. Bases 1 to 1950 code for a protein of 649 amino acids. The record is from RefSeq and is a predicted model, not a curated record. NCBI's taxonomy places the organism in Eukaryota, Euglenozoa, Kinetoplastea, Trypanosomatida, Trypanosomatidae.
AUGGAGGCGCUCUCGACGGGCUUUUGUGCAGCCGCACUGGUGCAGUCGCUGGCACCAAACGAAGUCGAGGCGUGGCAGCAGCAGUGGCCGCAGCCUACCCUACAGGUGGUGGACAUCCAGCGCUACCCGCCCGUCCCUGCUGCAUCCUGUGGGCCAUCGCGCUUUUAUGUGGCCGUGUCGGACUCGGAGUCGGUAGCGUGGGUCGUGGUUCCGCCGUGUACCACCCUGGAGGACUCCGUCGCCGCGUUCGAGAUAGAGGUUGGUUGCUGUGUUACCUUGCUCUCGCACGCGCUGGUGACCGCACCGAACGGUUUGAACGUGAUUGUUGCGCUUCAGGUGAAGUACUCCAACAACACAUUCCGCCUUCUUGGGCAGCCUACCUGCGCCAAGGCGCUCUUUCCACUCUCUGCGCAGUCGCUUCUACAUCGCCAAGACACAGACGCAAAGGCCCACCGCGCCGUCGUCACGGCGCCGCAGCGACCUUCGCACUCCAUUGCAAUACGCGACUUUAUGGAGGCCCCUCAGCGAGCACUGGGCAACUGGUGCGUCACCGCGCGGGUGGUGUGGAAGGGUCGCGCGUAUCCUCUGAAUUCGCACGUGAGUCGCUUCAACGGCAGCAGUGACACUCGCUGCGGCGUCGCUGGGGGCAGCCCCCGUUUUGUGUUUCGGUGUCUCCUUGUAGACGAGCACAGCGACGCUAUGGUUGCGGUAUUCUUUGGCGGCGAGGCGCUAGGGGAGCGGGUGCGACUCCACGGCUGCUACCGACUUGCUCAAGGGAUGGUGAAAUGGGGCUCAGGCGAGAACGGCGCCCCGAUCGAAUUGCAGUUUGUGGAAAAGUCCAUCGAGGAGGAACUCACAGCGGACGACAUUCGGCGAAUGUUUCCCUUUCAUGCUUCUGUGCUCGUUGGUGAGGUGGCUCAGCAGUUGCGGAGUGUGCUCGUGGUGAUCGAGACUGCGCAGGUAGGCGGGUACGUCUCAGUGGUGGGCACAGUGGUCGCCGUGCAGAGCAGCACGCAGAUCACCACCAAACGCGGUCGUGUGUGGCGAUCUGUGGUCACCCUGGCCAACAGCACGGACGACAGCGCAGCCAUGCGUGGCAGCAGCGGUCCGUUUGUAGAAGUGACGCUGUGGGGUGAAGUGGCUGAGACGGUGGAACCGGCGCUGGGUGAGCGCUGGGUGUUUCAUCCGUGCGUGGUGCAGCUUUUUCAGCAUCGCAAGACUCUCUCGAGUCUAACGUCAACGAUGGCGGUGAAGCUUGUGCCACGCGAGAGCGGCGGCAAACACGCUGCGCUCGCGACAGCCCCACCAAGAUGGGAAGGCGAAGAGGGUGGUGCCGACGCUGCACCGACCACUGGCAGUGCCGACGAGGCCGUACAUAAUCCACAAGUCCCCCAAAAAUAUAUGCAGUUGGUGCUCGAUCUCGAGGAAGCCUCCCCUACAUUACCAGUGCUGACGCGUGUGCAAGAAGUCGUGCCACCGUUGCUCGACUGGUUCUGCACGAAGUGCAACCAAACUCAGCAGCGCGUCGUUACGGCGGGCAAUACCGCGACUGGAUUCCCGACCGCCUGUGCACACUGCAGAGCGACGCAACUCUGCCCAACACUACACCUCUGCGUAUGGCUUAGCGAUGGCCUCUGCGCCGGCCUGGCUGCCUUUCAUGGCUGCGCUGCAGAGUCGUUGCUGGAAGCGUCGCCUGCUGAGGUAGCGCGAUGUGUGGAGCGUGAAGUAUCGCUCGCUGCAGAGAUGUGCGACCGCCUUGUUGGGUUGCCUGUCUUGGUGUGGCUGCUGCCGUGCGGUGUCGUCGAUGGGUUCGAUGCGCCGCAGUUUACCGUUACCAACUGCAAACGUAUUCCAUACACCUCCGGCUGUCAUACGCUGGGGUCUGCCAUCGACACCUUGGCGAGCCCCAUCGACGGCAUGCAUGGCGGCGCCGCUGAUUUCGCGGUGUAG